This is a messenger RNA of Piliocolobus tephrosceles (Ugandan red Colobus), 761 nucleotides long. It is a transcript of the gene CMC2, whose product is annotated as C-X9-C motif containing 2. The transcript has 4 exons. The coding region runs from base 227 to 466 and encodes 79 amino acids. Lineage: Eukaryota; Metazoa; Chordata; Mammalia; Primates; Cercopithecidae. Gene Ontology annotation, cellular component: mitochondrion. The record is from RefSeq and is a predicted model, not a curated record.
ACGGAAAUGGGCCCGUCCAGGCCAGGCGGUGCAUGCGCCUCGGGGCCCUCGGGCAGCGGGGGCGGGGAGCCCGGACCGCCGUGGAGCGGUGGAGGGCGUCACUGGCCUUCGGUGUCUGGCAGCCGGCCUUCGGGUCGGGCGUCUCCGUUGGUAACUGCCGCUUCACUUCUCCCUGUGUGGCCGCGAGUCCGGUUGCACUGCUGUGAUCCAUCAUCAUCUCCUAAAGAUGCAUCCUGACUUAUCUCCACACUUGCACACUGAAGAAUGCAACGUCUUGAUUAACUUGCUUAAGGAAUGUCACAAAAAUCACAACGUUCUGAAAUUUUUUGGUUAUUGUAACGAUUUUGAUCGGGAGGUGAGAAAAUGCCUGAGAAAUGAGUACGUAGAAAACAGGACCAAGAGCAGGGAGGAUGGCAUUGCAAUGCGAAAGAAACUUUUUAAUUCUCCAGAGGAAUCCGAAAAAUAAAUUGCAUUUUCACUGGAUGCCUUGACUGAGAGAAGACCUAAAGACUCUGGGUUGAUACCUGAAAGAAUCCUGUCUUAUUUGGUCUCCAUAAUCCUUUGAAUGGAAGGUGACCUGUGAGAGAUUGAACCGUGGAGAAAUAUGAAAACCCUGGAUUCUGAGUGUUUUUUGGGCAGGGUGUUUAGUACCGUCUCUCCUUUACCAGCAAACCUGACUUCACCGUGUUUCUUCCCUUUGCCUACAACCAGUUAAUAUCUGAGUAACUUAUCUCCCUCAAUAAAAUAAUUUAUUUAAAUAA